AUGGAUGAGGAGAUGUUAGCUCUACAGAAGAAUCAAACUUGGGAACUCGUGCUGCUUCCUAAAGGGAAGAAAACCGUGGGUUGCAGAAACGUAUACACUAUUAAAUAUAAAUUUAAUCAGAUUGUUGAGCGUUUUAAAGCUCGACUGGUGGCAAAAGGCUUCACCCAAUACUAUAGUAUUGAUUACAUAGAGACCUUUUCUCCAGUUGCGAAAAUAGGAACAAUUCAGAUAUUAAUAUCCUUGCUUGUGCAUUACGGAUGGUCCUUAUCACAAUUUGAUGUGAAAAAUGCAUUCUUACAUGAAGAAAUCUCAGAAGAAAUAUAUAUGGAGCUUCCAUCAAGAUACAAAGACCCAAAUGAUACUCUAAAGGUAUGCAAACUUAAGAAGGCAUUAUAUGGCUUAAAAUAG
Spirodela intermedia is the source of this 408-nucleotide messenger RNA. NCBI's taxonomy places the organism in Eukaryota, Viridiplantae, Streptophyta, Magnoliopsida, Alismatales, Araceae. The record is from the annotation of a GenBank genome assembly.